UCCUGCUCAAGUCCCACGCAAGCUGUCAUCGUUUAAGCCGCUCAGAAAACAGAUCCAUGAGAUCACAUGACCUCUAAUCUUUGGACUAUUUCCGCUUUGGUUCAGACACUGACUGGAAAAUUUGUGAAGCGAGGACGAUUCAUUCAAAGCGUCUCAGGGCUGUGGAUCGUGCUGGUGGGGGACAAUCGGGCAGAAGGAGACGCACAAACAAACGUCGCUCCGCAGACAUGCUCACGCGCGUCAAAUCCGCAGUUGCCAGCUUCAUGGGUGGAAUCAUGGCUGUAUCGUCUAUUAAUAAUAAUGAACGUUCGGGUGGCUCGGACCUGCCGCUCAAAUACCCCUACAUGAGACCGAAGUUUCUAGGACUAUCGCCGGAUGAGAUCGAGUGCUCGGCGGACCACAUCGCUAGACCUAUCCUGAUCCUGAAAGAGACGUGCAGGUUGCCGUGGGCGACGGGAUACGCAGAGGUAAUAAAUGCAGGUAAGAGUGCUCUGAAUGAGGACCAGGCAUGCUGUGAGGUUGUACUGGUUAAGAAGAAACCUAUAGGACCCUUGACACCCAGAAAGACGGCUACAAGUAGAAGGAGGUCAUCCCUUCCCAAUAGUGUUGACAUGGGAAUGUGGGAAAAUGAUGCUUGUAUUUGUCCACAAGACUCAGAAGGGCUGAUCUUCCAUUACUGGGCACUGUUUGAUGGUCAUGCUGGUUCAGGAGCAGCAGUGGUGGCUUCCAGACUUCUACACCAACACAUUGUGGAGCAGCUCCAAGGUGUACUGGGGGUCCUGUCUAACCUGGCGUCUCUUCCCCCAACUGUAUUGGGUGAUGAACCCAACCACCAUUCAUCCCCAUGCACACAUCGGGCCCUCACCCGGGCUGCGUCCCUACGUGGGGCCACUGGUGCACCUGGCUCCCCCUGCACCCCUCCUACACGGUUCUUUGUGGAGAAGAAGAUCCAUCAUGAAAGCCUUGUGAUUGGUGCCUUGGAGAAUGCCUUCAAGAAUAUGGAUGCCCAAAUCGAGAGGGAAAAAUCUAUAUACAACAUCUCUGGUGGCUGCACUGUGCUUGUAGUUGUCUUCCUGCUGGGAAAGCUGUAUGUUGCCAAUGCUGGAGAUAGCAGAGCCAUUAUAAUCAGAAAUGGAGAGAUAAUUCCUAUGUCCACAGAAUUCACCCCUGAGUCCGAGAGACAAAGACUUCAGUUCCUUAGUUGGAUGGAUCAGUGUUGGGGUUUCAUGCAGCCCCAUCUGUUAGGAGGAGAGUUCACACACUUGGAGUUCCCCAGAAGGGUGCAAAGGAAGGAGGUGGGCAAGAAGAUGUUGUACCGAGACUUCACCAUGACUGGCUGGGCUUAUAAAACCAUUGAGGAUGAGGACAUCAGGUUUCCUUUGAUAUAUGGAGAAGGAAAAAAGGCACGAGUGAUGGCCACCAUAGGUGUUACUCGUGGUUUAGGAGACCAUGACCUCAAAGUCCAUGACUCCAACAUCUAUAUUAAACCCUUUCUGUCCUGCUUUCCAGAGGUGAAAGUGUAUAACCUGACACAAUAUGAGCACGGAGCAGAUGAUGUGCUAGUCAUGGGAACUGAUGGCCUGUGGGAUGUCCUUUCUAAUGAGGAAGUAGCAGAGACUGUCACCUCAUUCCUGGCCAACUGUGAUCCCGAUGACCUUCACAGGUACACAAUGGCAGCCCAGGACCUGGUGAUGCGAGCCAGAGGAGUUCUGAGGGACCAGGGUUGGCGAAUUGACAAUGAUCGGCUUGGCUCUGGGGAUGACAUUUCUGUUUAUAUAAUUCCCCUGAUGUAUGGUAACCGUCAGCCAUAGUAGGCUACUGCCCAGCACUUCUUUCACACAUACCCUGAUAUGUUUAAACUUACUUCCUCCCUUCUCUCUUUGGGUCAGUAUAAUGUGGUAAAUGAGUCUACUGUAGUAACAACCAUCACAACACCUAAUAACACUGUAUGUCCUCUUCUAAACAUGUUAAGAAAUAUUAUACCUGAACCCUUUUCCAUGUGACCCCAGACUGACCAAGUCUGUUUCUGCACGGCUUUGAAAGUUUUUAAAAGUUUUUAAUUUUUCUUCUUCUUUCUUCGUUUUUAUCCAGGGCAGGCAGUAAGGAUAUUUCUAAAUGCCAAUUGUUUAUAUUCUUGUCACUUCUGAGGAACUAUAAUGCACUUUUCCUUAGUGAUAUAUAGAAGUGAGAAAAGGAUAAUAACUGACAAUAUGAUUUUAAUGAAUUUGUUUGGCAUACUGUAGCUAUGAAUAAUUCUUAAACAAAGUAUUUUUGUUUGUCUAUUUGUUUUUGUUUUAUUUUGUUUUGUUUUGUUUUUUAUUGUAUCCACCCACAGUUGUACAGCAAUGUUUUUAUGUUAUUGGUUUGACACCCUUCCUGUCCUCUAUAGGAUAUCUUCUGAUUUGCAAGAUGUGGGUUAUUGAUAUCAAUGUAAUAUGUGUUAAUUUGGUUAACCCCUUAAGCCCGAAGUGUACCGCCGGCGGGACCCCUCCCACCCCCACCCCCCUGAUUCAGAUACAGCUGCCCUGCUAUAUCUGAAUCAGACUCUUGAAUGGGACUUGUUUGGUAAAUCCACAGUAAUUAACAGAAUGUAAAUUUACUCGUUUAACAUAAAGUCCACAAUCUGAACCACUAUUACAGUACAAUCUGAACCGCACCAGCAUUAAAAUAAAGGUUACACUUUAUUUCCAUAGUCCACUUUAGACAUUUUACUAACUAUAAGUAACUUUGCAGCUAGAUGUCAGCUCUCAUCGAUUUGCAGCUACAUGUCAGUUAACUCUCAUUAGAUUAUUAAUAGGGUUAGGGAGUAGGAACAUAAAUGAACAAGGCCUUACCAAAUGUGCAUAGUAACACAUUCCAGAGAAGAAGGUUGUAAUCCUUGUCGAUGGCAAUCAUCUUCCCCAUAACUCCUUAAUCUCAACUGGGGAAGGGGUGGGGGGUUGUAAUGAAUGUCAGGAUGAUUUACAAAAGCAGCAUUUUUUAACAGAUAUUUAAUUGAACUCAUUCCUUUGGCUUAAACAGACAGCAGUGUCAACAAAUCUGCAAAUAAGCUUUAUUAGUUACUAAGAGUUGAUUUUAAAGGUCUUUAUGUAUCAUGUAAAUUGUAUGUAAUCUUUGGAGUUAUUCCUUUGUGUUAAACAGUUAUUACAGCAACCUUAUUAACUUCUACCUCAUUUAUAGGAGAUACCUCAUAUUUGGUAUGCCUUUGACAGUUAAAAGAUUUUCUGGAAAUUGACUUUCAGACACAUCAUUUGCUUUGUUCCGAAACAAGGGACUUAAUUUGUUACAAUGUUGCAUUUUCUUCUUGGUUCAUUGGCAACAUUUCAAAGCAAAAGUGUUUAUACAAGUCAUAUGUGAGGAAAAACUCUUAUUGGUCAGAGUUUCCUCUGAGUCAUUCAUCAAGACAGAUUGACAAGUUCACUACAUGAGCUUAUUGAGUUUAUCUCUAGCUGUCAUCACACACGCAAACACUUAUAUGAAUGUAGCCGUCAUUCACUCUCUAACUGAUAAAUUAUAUAUAUUUAAUUAAAUUUAGAAUUAUAUAUAAUUUAUAAUGUGGUUAGAGCGGGAUUCAAGGCUUUGUCGGGACAGCAUUCUUGCACUGCACGGAGAAGCAGCAAAAACUCAAAGAACCAGACACUGCUGCUACAACACAUACAACACAUUUCCCAUCAAAAUUUAUGACACCACUUGGUUCAUUGGUCCAUUGGGUCGGAUUGUUUUCUCACCUCAACCAGACCACCCCAGAGUUCAUUUUCAAUUGGGCCGAGACCACCUUGUUCAGGCGAUCUUAGAGCGAUUGUUUUGGUACAAAUCCAAGCGUGACUGACAUGUUCAUAUAUGCCUAAACAAACGGAACUAAGGUAGGGAACUCCAGGUUCCGAAACAAAUGCUCCAAAUGAGCACCCGUAAAAACACCCGUAGAUUUGAGUAGGAUCUAUCAUAUUCACAUUAUAAAAGUUUUCACCCAAAGUGUUCACCAAACUCUCUGGAAGUUUGCAACCACGUGAUUAUAAGGACAUUAUGUUAAUUUCAUGCAAGAAGAGGAGAAUGUGUCUUAAGCCCAAUUCUGUCCAGAAUUGGUAAGAUAUUCUCAUUUCAGCGUAUCAGUGGACAAAUAGUUGAUAAAGUGUUAAAUAUUUAUUCUGAAUCAUUUGCUUACUUUACUGUAUGAAUUUGAUUCUGAGUCACUGUGAUUCAAAUAUUGCCUUUGAGUUACACUGAUCUGAUUUCCAUUGCAAGGGUUGAAUGAAUGAAAAGAGGUAUUUAUAUAGUGCUUUUUUCUUAUGUAUUACUGUACGCCCAAAGCACUUUACAAUCAUAUCAGGGGGUCUCCUCAACCACCACCAGUGUGCAGCAUCCACUUGGAUGAUCCAACGGCAGCCACAGUACAACAGCGCAAGUGCACUCUCCACACAACACCCAGCUAUAGGUGGAGAGGAGAAAGAGUGAUCAAGCCAAUUUAGCUUGUAGAAUAAGAUAGUUGCAAAUUUACUUAUAUUCAGUAGAAUGUCUGUUAGGGGAACAUCAAAAUAAACUGUUAGCAGAUAUUAAGUAGACAUUCUACUAAUACUCAUAACUUGUAGUUGCAAAGUUACUUAUUGUAAGUAAAUAUUUUAAAGUGGAGUAUCAAAAUAAAGUGUUAAAAUAAAUGUACUAAUCCAUCACCAGAUUUCACAUCAGGGAGAGUCUAAAAAUGAGAGGAUGUUUCUAUGUUUGCUGAUAGUGCACUUUCAAAUGUUUACAUUUUUACUGUCAUAACAGAUAUUUCAGU
Molecule: messenger RNA, 4774 nt
Organism: Ctenopharyngodon idella (grass carp)
Lineage: Eukaryota; Metazoa; Chordata; Actinopteri; Cypriniformes; Xenocyprididae
Product: protein phosphatase 1H-like
Exons: 11
Coding region: 228-1811 (527 amino acids)
Biological process (GO): protein dephosphorylation
Molecular function (GO): protein serine/threonine phosphatase activity
Source: RefSeq, a predicted model, not a curated record